Hermetia illucens (black soldier fly) is the source of this 2088-nucleotide messenger RNA. Its product is annotated as solute carrier family 22 member 7-like. The transcript has 6 exons. Bases 1 to 2034 code for a protein of 677 amino acids. The record is from RefSeq and is a predicted model, not a curated record. NCBI's taxonomy places the organism in Eukaryota, Metazoa, Arthropoda, Insecta, Diptera, Stratiomyidae. Gene Ontology annotation, molecular function: transmembrane transporter activity. Gene Ontology annotation, biological process: transmembrane transport.
AUGUUGCUAUGUCUACAAAAUAUGUAUUUCCUUGAAGAUUAUCCCAAUAUAGACAUCAUCCCAUGUUCUAAUUUGUUGAGCAAACCAAUGCCAAUUUGCACAAUCUGCGAAUCAGCUGAAAUGAUUGGAGUUAAUCUUCUUGAAGAUUACUUGAGUAAACAUGCAAUCAAGCUUCAGAUAAUUUGGAAUGGAAGGCAUUCGCAAAAUACAGAUCAGUUGCCGAAGAUUUUCAGAUCACUUCAUAGCAUCCGUUCGAAAAUGUCGUCUCCCGUGAGAAAUGAUGUUAUCGGUCAAGUGAAUGGCAAUUUCGGUCGAUGGCAACUUCGAACAAUUAUUUUGAUAUUUUUGUGUAAAAUUCCUUCCUCUUGGUUCAUGGCAUGUGUGAUUUAUACGGCACCAGCCCCCAAGAAAAGUGAUUAUUAUUGUAACCCCUUCAAUGAUUCGGUUGUGACAAACUCGCAAGAUUGGGUGAAAAAAUCGCAGCCUUCCUACAUACAACGCGCUACCGACCGGGAGUUCCAAGUGGAUUUCUGUCAAAUUUAUGAACAAACUCUGGAUAGUGACUUCAUACGGAGGCAUUCGAAUUAUUCGAACCCAUUUCUGCAGCCGAGAGGGCCUGACGAGAAUAUCAUCCCUUGCAGCCACUUCGAACAUAACCCGGUAUAUUCGUCGUUAGUAACUGAUUUUGAUUUGAUUUGUUCGAGGCAACUGCUAGUCAGUGUAUCACAAGCGGGACAUGCUUUGGGCACGCUAAUCGGAGGCCUCAUCGCUACCAAACUACUGAAACGUAUCAGCCCCAGACGCCUCAUGCUAAUAGGGAUGCUGUCCCAAAUCUUUUUCGGGAAUUUAACAGGACUUGUGCACUCGUUCAACUUGCAUAUGUUCUACAGAUGCGUUACGGCUGCAUGUUGCGCUUUCAUGUACACAGCAGGACAAAUGAUACUUGCCGACAUCACUGCUGGAAAGGCUAAAGUCAUUAUAACGACAUUAUUCGAGCUGUUCUGGUCGAUUGGGUUGAUCCUUCUACCGGGGAUCUCAAUAUUUGUGGAUAGUUGGACCCAUCUUUACGUGGCAAUAUCAUCUCCAACAAUACUGCUUGUCUUCUUACACAGGUGGAUAACAGAUUCCCCGCGUUGGCUCCUUAAACAAGGGAAAAUCGAAAAUACAAUGAAUAUCCUUCUUGAAUCUGCUGCGUUCAAUAACAAGCAAAUUCCUCUGGAUUUAGAACAACAACUUCAAGAAAUGGCAAACAAUAUUCGAAACGUUAAUCCGCCGAGCUAUUGGAGUAUUUGGGAUGGAAAGACGAACAGAAGCUUCAUAAUUGCUGUUCAUAUGGCAUGGGUGUGGGCUGUGAUGCUGUACAAUGCAAUGAUCAUAAAUAUUAGAUCAUUUGGUGUGGACCAUAUUCAUUCUAAUACCGUCAUUUUAGGAUUUGCUGAAAUGAUUGGCGUAUUUGGUGGACUUUAUUUUAUUCUAUAUACACGUCGGCGAUGGCUUUGGGUGGGAUAUUGUAUAACGAUUGCGGGCUUCCUGACAUUUUUCAUCUGGACGGUACCAAGCACAAUGAAGGAAUCUAAACAAGCUGGACUAGAAAUAAUAUUCUGCACAGGAUUAAAAAUAGCAAACGCUCUAUCGAUGUCAAUUUUAAUUACAUGCACAGGUGAACUGGUGACCGAGGAAAAGCGUCCUAUACUUAUGUUUUCAGUUGUUACUUGGAGUCGGAUUUGGUUACUGAUUGCUCCGUUCAUUAUUGCUCUGUCCACCAUACACAAGUUGAUACCAGUGACUAUAUUUGCUGGAUUGGCUGUAAUCAACGGUCUUUUCAUGUGUUACAUAAAUGAACAAUUUUGGAACUUCAGUCACCCGAAAAUUGAACGUGUCCCAACCUUGACGACAUUUAGAAGAAACUCAGCCAUUUUGCUGAUGAAAAGAAAUUCUACAUGCUCCGAAUUAAAUAUCGGAAUGUCAACCCCACCCAGAGCUAGUAUAUCUGAUUUGUUGUCAACUUGUGAAGCGAUUGAAGAAAAAUUUUGAUAUUUUUGUUUUUUAAAUUAAUUAAAUUAUAUUAUACGAGACACCUACUUCUUU